Molecule: messenger RNA, 5463 nt
Organism: Fonsecaea erecta
Lineage: Eukaryota; Fungi; Ascomycota; Eurotiomycetes; Chaetothyriales; Herpotrichiellaceae
Exons: 4
Coding region: 1-5463 (1820 amino acids)
Molecular function (GO): protein binding
Source: RefSeq, a predicted model, not a curated record
AUGGAGCUUCCGCCUCUCCCAGUUCCCAUUCUUGACUUCGUCAACUAUGUCGACCAAAAGCCCAAAAACCAAAUUGGGGUUGCUGAAGCGGUGGAACCCUUCAAGACCUACGAAAGUAGACUGAGAGAAAUUUACGCCCAACAACCUGAUCACCAAGCUGCACUCGCAAACCACCUGGUACCUGUCUUCAAGGGUGCUCCUGCCACUAUUCGAGCAAGAGACCUCACAAAGGAGUCUGAUGCUGAUAAAGACAAAUAUCUCCUGGCACUCCCUCAAGAGGCUCGCAGAAGCGACGGCUCACCUGCCACCACGCAAACCCUGAAAGACUUCAGGACCAACUUCAACCUUUUCUCCGAGUCAUCGCUGGUGGAUCUAGACUGGAACAAUGUGGUAUGCGCAGGAAGUGCUGUGGUCACCUCUUUGCUACCCGUUGACGCUCCUCACAACGAGUCCAAGCUCGCACCUGCUUCCGAUGUCGAUCUAUUCCUUUAUGGUUUGAACGAGGAACAAGCGAUCGAGAAAAUCAGACAAAUCGAGACCAAGAUCCGGGAUAGCAUCCUAACCGAGACGACCACCAUUCGCACCAAGAAUGCCAUCACCAUUGUGUCGGCAUACCCCACCCGCCAUGUUCAGAUUGUGCUCCGCUUGUAUAAGAGCAUUUCUGAGAUCCUCACCGGUUUCGACGUGGAUUGCUCCUGUGUAGCCUACGACGGUCAGCAGGUGUGGGCGUCUCCAAGAGCUCUCGCGGCCUUCAUGACCCAGGUGAACACGAUCGAUCUCACAAGACGAUCUCCGUCCUAUGAAAAUCGGCUGUCCAAAUACUCUCACCGUGGCUUCGAGGUGGUAUUCCCAGGUAUUGAUCGGACUCGAAUCGACCCAACCAUCUUCGAGAGAUCUUUCUCAAGGGUACAAGGUCUGGCGAGAUUGCUGGUCCUCGAAAAGCUGCCACAUCCCACCGACAGAGAAAACUACCUCGCAAAACGUCGAGCGGAACGGGGCCGGCCUCCGUUGCCUUGGAACGCUCACUCUCGCCAUGAACUCCCAGGAAAUGUCAAAGAUGCCCAGCCAGAUGACGUGGCUGAAUGGGUGGAAGAGGACGAAGUUUCGAAUUACCACACAGUCUCUAUUCCCUAUGGCCCCAGAUACAAUGCCAAACGAGUUGAGAAGCUUCUGUUCACCAAGGAUUUGCUCCUCAAUGCCGAAUGGAAUAAACCCAAGGACAGAGAGACCAAAUUGCAUCGGCAUCCAGCCUUUUUUGGAUCUGUCAACGAUAUCCUUCAUGACUGCUGCGGAUAUUGCCCUGAGCCAACAACCGACGCAGACUUCGCCGCGCGUGAGGAGGAAGGCAAGAUUUACAUAUCUGGCGAUGUCACGUUCCUCAAAGAUGACCCAGGCAGACAGGCCAUCGGCAGCUUCAAUCCUAUCACCGACACCGACUGGACGGAAAUGGCAUAUAUUGGCAAUACCACGAGGUUGUGUCAAGCAAUAGUCGACCUUGAUCUGGAUGCCGUUAGAGACUGGUUCUCUGCAUCAGAAGCUGUUGAUGUCAAUCGUCGAGAUCCUGCCGGUCGCACACCUCUACAUCUCGCAGUCAUGUGUUCAACCCCUGAAAUUGUCCAGUGUUUGAUUGAACAUGGCGCUCGUCUCGUUGCCAGGUUAUAUAACGGUAUGACCGCCUUGCAUCUUGCUGCCCACCGUGGCGAGGCCCAGAUGAUCAAGGACAUCCUCGACAAGAGCGACGUGAAUGAGGAGCAGGAAGCACUCAAAGAAGACGCGCGAAAAGAGGCCCGAAGGAAGGCUGCCAACACUUCGCAAUCAGCUGACGUUGAUAUGAAGGGCCUCAGCGACAGCGACUCGAGUGACUCCGAAGACUUCGAGGACGAAGGCGAGGGUGAAGACGAAGACGAAGAAGAUGCCAUGACUGAAGGGUCCUUUGUGAAAGUGGACCGUGUCACCGAAGCCCAAGACGCCGAAGAUAAAGAGGGACCAGAUGUCUACGAUGUCGAUGUUCUCGCUUGGGAUAGUCCUCUCUCGCCUCUCCACCUAGCGAUCUUGGGCGGGCACAUGGACGCGGUGAAAGUUCUCGUUGACACUUACGGCGCCGACGUCCUGCUUCCCGUAAAGAUCAUGGAUGAAUACAACCGAAAGCACGCAAAAGCUGCCAUACUGACCAUCAGUCUGGCGUUAGAGCUCCCUUUACAGCUGGCCAAUGAAACAGUCAAAGGUCUGCUUGCCCUCGGGGCGUCAUGCACACAGGCCGAUAUGAACCACAUCUCAGCACUUCACUAUGUGGUCAACAGUGCGAAGACUUUGAUAUUGCAGACUAUGCACUCUGCUGAACCAUCAAACUUUGCUAGCGCCGUCAACUUCAUCUCUAUGUCUGGGUACUGGACCCAACCAACCGUCGAUACACCCCUAUUGACGGCCAUCCGCACUGGCAAAAUGGAACUUGUCGAGGAUCUGGUAGGUAUGGGAGCCAAAACCUACAUCGACUUCGAAGCCUUUGCGCAAGCAUACAAACGCAGUUUCAAUCACGGCUCGAAUGAUCCGGUAGAGGUCAAGAAGCUUUUCCAGAAAUGUGUCGAACAGCCCGUAAUUCUCGCUCUCAAGCACGAAUUGGCCGAAUUUGUUACUCAGCUCAUCGAGAAGGGUGAAGACGUCAAUACAUUAAGUCCUACUGCGUAUCAAUUUCUCCAACACCCAACUCGCUCCGGGGUUCCGUCACCGAUGGCAUUGUUGGAUCUAGUUCGAGAUCGCAUCUCGUCACUUGAAGAUUUCCUAUCUCCAAAAGCUCAGGAGCUGGAGCAGCCAGCUGCACUGAGGGACGAUGAUGAAUACCUUCGCGGCCUCGACGAAGGCUCAUAUUCUCAUUGGACUGCUCUCCAUGACCUGCAGGAUGCAAAGUGGAUCCACCAAUCUCAAAUGAGACUGUACAAGAAAGAACUUGAAGCCAAAAAGAGAAGCUCAGAGAUUGGCAAGGAGGAGAAGGAUGCCGCUAUCAAGGUCACCAUCGCGAAGCUGCGUGGUCUUGAAUCCAAGCUUAACGAGAAGGGCGCCAAAACAUUUUCCGACCUGUAUCCGAAGGCAACUGGCGAGGAAAACACAGAGCAACCUCGCAGACACUAUUUCGGAUCGAACAGUUUCAACAAUGAUCCGUAUGAAACGAAGAUAUCUUUCCAAGUGCCUGAUCUGACUCCGGAGAAGAAGGUCAAAUAUAUUCAGUUGUUCGAAGCUGUGUGGCAGGGCAACUCUGAGACAGUCAAAUCACUCUGUCUCACAGACCCUAACCCACUGCAAGUGGCGAUCAUGGAUCUUCGCGGAUUCACUCCUUUCUCUAUUGCGGCUUUCCGGGGUCAUUACGAGCUGGCGCAGUUGAUUGUCGAGAUUGCUAAGAUCCAGUAUCAACCGAUCGAUGAUUCAAAAAGAUACCACUACGUGCUCGGGACCGGCGACGAUUUCGAUGGAGACAGCGACUGCAGCGAAGAAAGUGAAGGGAGAGAGCACACUUCUCGUGUGAGAGUAGUCGCCGAACUUGUUGAUGAGACCUUCACCAUCAACGACAUUGCUGCGGUGGCCAACAAUGUCAAGUCGAGAGUCUCGCCGGCCACUAUGACCUCCUGGCCUUGCCAGAUCGUGCGAGCCCUCGAGAAUGCCUCUGAUGAGCGACAAGUCCGGCAGGUCUUUGGAGGCAUCCAUACCCAAAACGUCUAUAUCGACGACAACUCAAAACAAUCCUGGGUAUGGUUCCAUUCAGCGUUCAAUUUAACCAGCCAGAUGAACCGUUCCUCCCUGGUGCGAUAUGCCAUUUACGUCAACAACAUGGCGCUUUUGAGAUUCAUCAUCAGAAUCGGCAACGCUCUCGCAGACCAGAAAGAUGAACACGAAUUGCACGUGAUGGCCAUCUCUGGACACGAUUUUGACCUUGCAGUUCGGCUUGGUCGGGUUGAGAUGAUCGGCGAAAUGAUCAGGUCCACCGGAUUUGGAUUCCCUCUUCAGAAAAUGUUCCAGAGAUCAGGCAUUCAGCUCGACGAGAAGCCCAAGUACUACCAGGGUCUCAGCGUUUAUGGCAAAAAGCGUGAGGAUUGGGCAGAAGCAGGUCGUAAAGGGUUUCGCAUCAGACACCUCGACUCGGAUGUGGGCGUUCCUCUGCUAGCCGCCACAGUGGCGGGCAACUUGAAAACUACGGAAUACUACACCUCAGACGCGCCCUUGCGCCACUACCUCGAGUUUGCCGAGACCUUCAAGGAGGACAAACGCAUAAAGGCAUUGAGUAAGACAAAAGUCGGUAUCCGAGGGACUCUGGAUGCAUGGCUGUCGACACGGAAUAACCUCGCACUGCACAUCGGUGUCUUAUCACCUCCCAAGAAAGACGGAACCCAGCCAUGCUUUGACUUCCUGCUGGAGAAGAUGCCCCAUGCACUCGAAGUCCGCUCUACCGACGGGACAACACCGCUCCAGCUGGCCUUCGAAGUCGGAAGAUACUAUGCCGCGAAGAAAUUGAUCGCAGCAGGCGCAAGUCAAGUCACUAAAGACAACGGAGGACGCAACAUCCUCCAUACUAUCCUCGACACCAUCCCCGCUGAUAAGCCUGCCUUACUCAAAUCAGUCCUAAAAAUGCUGGACGAGAAUGUCGUGGCGCCGUUGCUCUACGAGCGAUGUAGCAGCGUUGGGUCCACGGGCAAUACGCCUUUGGCGGUGUUCCUUGGUCACAUCAGCGCCAGUGCAGGAUGGGAAGAAGGUCUCCAGCUUAUCCUGUCUCUCUCGGGCGGGAAAGACCUCGAAAAGAUGAACGGGGCGGGAGACUACCCAUUGCAUUCAGUCGUGCGACAAGGUCACCAGGAACUGGUAAAAUUCAUUGCAGAGUACCGACCAGGAUUAUUGUACUGGGAAAACGCCACAGGAAUGACUGUUGUCGAUGUUGUGACUACGUCGUAUCUGCAACAUCAGAUCGCCAAUCCACCAACACUCGAUCAUACCCCGGACCGAAGCAUCCAAUAUAUCCCUGCACAUGAAUUUCUGGAUGGUCCCAAGUCCGGUUCGAGUAAGGGGGAAAUCCCAGAUGCUGCGGGACGUAGCAGCGAGUGGCGUAUGUACCACCUCAUCAACUCUCUUGUCGCCAAAUAUCCAGCGAAGCGUAAAUUGGUGGCACUGCAUGAUGCCAACGAGGUGGCGAAGCGCCUGGCACUGCAGCAGCAGCACGAACAGAAGGAGGAGAAACGUCGCCGUGAAAGACUUUCUAUGAACGCCCAAAAUUGGAAGUAUCGGGAAUUCAUCCUGGAAACCGACGCAGCUGGCAACGUGCCAGACGAAGUGGCGCACUAUCUGCCUAGAGCGAAGGACUUCACAAAGUGGGACGAGAUGGUUUGGAGAAAGGUGGAAGCGAAAGAGACGACAGGUGAGGACGGUCAAGACAUAGAGAGGGAAUAUCGGCGCCGUGGUAGUGACGCGAGCGUCCUUGAUUGA